Tremella mesenterica DSM 1558 is the source of this 693-nucleotide messenger RNA. RefSeq lists its product as uncharacterized. The transcript is spliced from 8 exons. The record is from RefSeq and is a predicted model, not a curated record. Gene Ontology annotation, molecular function: peptidyl-prolyl cis-trans isomerase activity. Gene Ontology annotation, biological process: protein folding; protein peptidyl-prolyl isomerization. Bases 1 to 693 code for a protein of 230 amino acids. Lineage: Eukaryota; Fungi; Basidiomycota; Tremellomycetes; Tremellales; Tremellaceae.
AUGGCUGUCGAUAAUAAGAACAAAGAUGAACAAGUUAAGAAUGAUAAGAAAGAUGGGGCCAAGGUGAAACAAGAUGACAAGAAGGACGGUAAUAAGGGAAAACAAGAUGAUAAGGGUAAAGAUGGUGAUAAAGAUAAGGAUACUGAAGAGAAGCCGAACUGUUUUCUCGAAGUAGUUGUCGGGACUGAUAAACCUCAAAGGAUAGAGAUCAAAUUGUACGAUGAUGUCGCUCCCAAGACUUCUAACAAUUUCCGAGGUUUGUGCACAGGAAAGUCCAUAGCCCUUCAAUCUGACGGUCAGACGCCUGAGGGGAAAGAACUCCCAAAAGGUUUCGGAUAUCAGGGCACCAAGUUCCACCGUAUCAUCCCUGGUUUCAUGGUGCAAGGUGGAGAUUUUGAGAAGCAUGAUGGAACCGGUGGAGUUUCCAUCUACGGCUCCAAAUACUCGGACGAGAAACCCAAGAAGCUUCAUGACAAAGUAGGAUUAUUGUCCAUGGCUAACUCUGCUCCUCAUACCAUGGGAUCGCAAUUUUUCAUCACUACCGUUGAAAAGUGUGAAUGGCUCGAUGGUGAACACGUCGUAUUUGGAGAAGUGGUGAAUGGUAUGGACGUUGUUAAAGCUAUUGAGAAAUGCGGUCAUAGGACUGGUAAACCCACUAAGAAAUGUUUUAUCCAAGCUUGUGGUACUGUCUGA